Messenger RNA from Sungouiella intermedia, 642 nucleotides. NCBI's taxonomy places the organism in Eukaryota, Fungi, Ascomycota, Pichiomycetes, Serinales, Metschnikowiaceae. The record is from the annotation of a GenBank genome assembly.
AUGCUUUCCUUUUCUAGACUCAUCACUGGCCGUGCUUCCGCCACCCUCACCUUCUUCCACAACUCAAACUCCAAGCUCUCCAACCACUUACUUUCCAGGCUUAUCAAGCACGACUCUCGUUACAUUUUGGAUGUCAGAACUAACAAGUUGCCACUGUACCGAACAUACUCGUACAUCCACGAAGAGUGUAUGAAUGUGCACCCUCAGAAUGCCAGAAGCUUUGAGAAGAUCUUUCCUGCGUUGUUGGCAUCGCCUGGCCAUCUGUUCUGUGAUGUUGCGGUCAAGAACGAGCUGAAGAAGAAGCAAUUUGUGCCUGACUUGGAUCUUGUUUCCGAGAACCAGUACUUGGAUCUGUUGGCUGAACACUCGGCCAAGGAGUUGACGCCGUUUGUGGUUGAUUGGAGUAAUCAGCUUGUAGCUGUUGAUGAUGAGGGCUUGGAUAGAAUCAUGCACAAUUACUACUCGUGUGGAAUGCAGAAGAGUAGCAUGAUUCAUGAGAAGUCUGACCUGGACGUAAUCUCUACAAAGUCUGCGCCUGUGGUGACGACCAACAAGUCGUCGGGUUUCACUCACCACCACCAGGCUGCUGCCAUGAUGUGUGCUGUGCAUCCUCAUGUGGCUGAAUUCGCUGACCUUUUCUAG